AUGCCCGCUUAUAUCAUAAUCAGCACGUAUUCAACCCAAACUAAGCUCAACCAAAAGUCCGGAUGUUCCCAUCUCGCGGAUGUUGAAACUGAGAUGAUUGUCCGACUGCCGCACAUCGUUAAGCCACGACUCCAGGUUUUCUGUCCUAAAAGAUCUUCUCGAUUCUCCACACACAGUCAUGACCUACUUCAACGAUGGGAGAAGAAGUCUUUAAAGCCUUCGUUUAAUCCAUCCAUUGAGCAACAGAGAGUUGUAAGACUCUGCCGUAUGCAAAAUGUGGUAGUGUCAGCGCGGCCAGGAUCUGGCAAAACGGCUACAGCUGAAGCUAUUAUCGCUGCCCAUCCGGACAAGCGAGUAGCGGUGAUCACUUAUUCGAAGAGACUUCAACUUGAGACGCGUCAUCGGCUUUAUACUUAUACUAAUUGCGAGGUUUUCACUUUUCACGGGAUGGCCGGCGUGCUUUUUGGAGCUGUUGUGCGUAAUGAUGCUGAACUAUUAGAACAAAGAAGGAGAGUCCUUCGUUGUAAUGCGCUUCCUCGAUGGAAUUUUACGCCAUUUGAUAUUAUCGUUUUGGAUGAAUUUCAGGAUUGUACUGAAAUUAUCUACUGGCUAACUAAUUGCUUCAUCCUAGCUAACAAACAGGAGGCUGACGGCCAUUCUCCCCAACUUGUCGUACUAGGUGACGAGCGGCAAUCUAUAUAUCGAUUUCGCGGUGCUGAUCAUCGCUACCUCUCACUAGCUCCUCAAUUAUUUGCUCAUACUAGUCCCUACCCAUUCGUUAAGAUUCCUUUGAGCCAAAGCUUUCGGCUAUCCGAUCAUUUAGUUCAAUUUGUCAAUCGGGUUUUUCUCAAUGACGAAUCAUACAUUUCUAGCUCAAAACCCGGUCCUAAACCUAUCGUGCUGAGAUGCGAUCCUUAUGAUAGCUAUGCGUUAGCUAAGGAGUUGUCAGCCCUCAUCAAGCGCUAUGGAGCAAAGAAUAGCGCAUUGAUAGCACCGUCUCUGAGAAAGAAUAAGCAAUUGCAGCUCUUGACUAAUAUAUUGUCUAAGAAAUAUCGCAUUCCAAUUGCUAUAUCAAUCAAUGACGAGGUGGCUCUAGACGAUAGAGUGACUUAUGGGAAGAUGUGUGUUUCUACUAUCCAUCAGUUUAAAGGCAGCGAGCGUCAUUUAGUCAUUCUUUUCGGUAUCGACUCCUCGUUCUUCGAGCAUUUUGGCCGCGAUAUUCCAAACGACAGGUGCCCCAAUGAGAUUUUUGUGGCUCUAACACGUGCUGGAAAACAGCUUGUUAUAGUCCACGACGAAAGCAAGAAGCUUAUGCCAUUUAUAUCUGUGAAGGCGCUAUACGAAACAGCCGAGGUUAUCAACAUGACAAAUAAUAUGGCGAAGCUUUCUCUGCCCAACUCACCUGGCCAACCUCUAAAGCUUGGACUUACUCUGCCAGCUUCCAUCAGCGUUCAAGAUAUGGUCCGACAUAUACAGGACGAACCUCUGCAUGGAAUUAUUACUCGUGAACUACGCAUCCAAAAACUUUCCCCGCCGCUACCCAAGCAAAAGCACAUUAAUAUACCUAAUGUCGUACUUUCAGACCCACGCAAAAGAUUCUACGAAGCUGUGAGCGAUAUAAAUGGGCUUGUCACCGUCGCGGCUUUCGAGCACAGUACUACUGGAACUCUAAAUACGCUGGAAAUCGACCAAAGUUUCAUCGAAGCAAUACCCCCCAUCGGUUCACUACAGUAUAUCUCUUGGCUUUGUCGCUACGCAUGUGAAUAUGAGGCUGGCAUCUCGGGCUAUCUACCUCGAAAAAUUCAGAUGAAAAAUCAUGCAUUUGAUUGGAUGAUGCCUAGAGAUUUGGCCUUAGCCCGAAAUAGGAUGCAAGGAGAACUAGGAAAUGACGCCGCAAAUCUUCGGUUUGAAGUUAAAGCCGAGCAAACGUUCAGUGUUGAUGAUCAUGAAACCCGCCUUCAGGGUCAAGCCGAUAUUGUCGCAGUCGCUCCCCCGUCAGACAGCAGCGGUAGUAGAAGCGCUGAUUCUAUCUGGGAGAUUAAGUUUGUCUCGCACCUUUCUAACAGCCAUGUCUUACAAGCAUGCACCUAUGCCUACUUAUUGGGGUUAAGAAGUAUCAUGCUCUAUAAUGUGCGAGAUGGAGAGAAAUGGGAAAUCAUACCACAUGAUGGACAAGAGGGACUACGGCGUAUGAUCGAAAGCGUUCUAAGAGUCAAGUAUACGACUUCGGGGCAGAUGAAUGAUAAGGAGUUCACUGAGAUGUGCGCAAAGGUCAUGCUGGAAGUCUUAAGCCUAGAUGAUUCACGGGAGCAAAUGUCUCUCACAGGUUGUAAAGCUUACCAUAAAUGUUAG
This is a messenger RNA of Trichoderma asperellum CBS 433.97, 2352 nucleotides long. Lineage: Eukaryota; Fungi; Ascomycota; Sordariomycetes; Hypocreales; Hypocreaceae. The record is from RefSeq and is a predicted model, not a curated record.